CUAAUUUGGUAAUUUCGUAUUCUGUCGGUCCUAACACCUAACGGAAGGGAAUACUGCUGUGUGUUAAGAUCCGGAGUCCCUUAUGGUACGAUUCCCCUCCGCCUUGUAUUUCGUUUUGGUUUCCACCCACCCAAACUUCCCAAUAUCUCUGAAUACAGCAUCUCGGCAUUUCUCCGAAUCCGAUCUGGGGAAAAAGUUCCGGGGACGUUACCGUAACCCUAGCUCUGAUCAUAAUCACCGCCAAAUUUCAACUUAAUACCGGAGAUCGCAUUCGCUUCUGAUACGCAUACGUUUUACCGAAUCGGAGGCUCGUAAGCGUAUGAAACAGCCGCAUCUCCGCUGACUGAUUUGCGAAAUUGAGGUGGAGGAGGAAUAUUGAGGAAAGAAGAAAAUGGUGAAAUUAACUAUGAUUGCUCGUGUUACUGAUGGUCUUCCAUUGGUGGAAGGACUAGAUGAUGGCCGAGAUUUUCCUGAGGUUGAUUUGUACAAGAAGCAAGCCAAAGCUUUGUUCACAAAUCUAUCAAGGGGAAAUACUGGGGAUUCCAGGAUGUCAAUUGAAACUGAUCCUUAUGUUUUCCACUAUAUCAUUGAAAGGAAGGUUUGUUAUUUGACCAUGUGUGACCGCUCUUACCCGAAGAAGCUUGCCUUUCAAUACCUUGAAGAUCUCAAGAAUGAAUUUGAACGUGUAAAUGGGAGUCAAAUUGAAACUGCUGCUAGACCUUAUGCGUUUAUAAAGUUCGAUACAUUUAUACAGAAAACAAAAAAGUCAUACCAGGACACAAGAACGCAGAAGAACAUUGCAAAGUUGAAUGAUGAGCUUUAUGAAGUACAUCAGAUUAUGACUCGUAACAUACAAGAAGUUCUUGGUGUUGGUGAUAAAUUGGAUCGUGAGUCUUUUUCAUUUCGAUCUCCUUUUGGGGUAUAGCAUUGAAAUAUGCUAAAACUGUUUGUGAUAUUGUGAUGCGACAUACUCUACUUGUUUGAAUUUAUGUGUGAACUGUUAAGUUAGAAACCGACGUGAACCUCAGUUGCUAGAAUAUCCAAAAAUAAUGUUUUGAAGUGCGAACUACUUGUUCUGAUUUCUCUGAAACUUUUUUCUUCAACAUGUAAUCUCACUGUUUUGGAUUAUGGUUUUUGCGGGGUGGAAUUUUUUUCGUGGACGUUGCUGCGAAUAUUAUUGCACCUUACUCCUCAUCUGGCCUAUGUGUUACUAAGAGAACUUUUAACGGCUGUUCAUCACUCAUUGCCCUUUGGCAACAUUAAAUAGCUCAUCUGGUUUUCAAUUUUAGUACUUGAUCCGUGGCUGGUCCUCAUGUAUUAAACUGUUUAUGUUUUAUUUUGUAGAGGUGAGUCAUUUGUCAGGCAGAUUGACUGAGGAAUCUCGCAUAUAUGCAGACAAGGCAAAAGAUUUGAAUAGACAGGUAAGUCCAUAAGUAUAGUACAAAAUAAAUGCAUUUGCUCUUUGUUUCUAAUUUUACUCUUUACUUUUUGUGAGUCCAUGCAAAGUGUGAAUUUCUUUUAUAAUUUUUUUUAUAAUGAAAAUUGAUGUCACUCAUAUCAUUUCUCUGGUAUUGGCUAGGUGAGUGUAAAACAGACGAACUUAUUUAUUGUAAUGAUCUUUUUCGGUGAAGAAAUCUACCUUUGUGAGAUACUACCUCUUGAAUUCUUUUGAGUGUAGCUUCACAGUAACCUUUUCUCCUUGAAGAAAUUUGUUUUGCCUUGUAUUUUCUGCCUCAAGCAUUUUUUACUGUGAUGUAUUGUUAUACACAUGACAGCAAGAAGCAGCCUUUAACCUGCUAUGUGGGGUCGGCUGUAUGUAAUACAAAUGUUGGAGAGAAAAUUUUUUGGUAGUCAAGUCUUUCAGUUUUUGAAUUUGACAUCUCAUCUCAAGACACUCCCCUUCCUCGAUCGCUUUAUAAAACUAAUGUCUUACACACUUAAAUUUCUAUAAACCAAGAGUAGAGCCAUGGCUAUAUCGUGUUAGGUGGAUCUUCAUAUUUUUGUGUAAUAUGCUUUGUUGAGUGUCUUUAUUCCCUGCAAUGAUGCGGGAUGCCUAACAUCUUUUCCCUACUUAAAUGUACAACCUAGUUAAACUGGUAUUCCCUUUUUUGCUAUCUGCGAUUCUUGAUAUUAGAGUUUUCUGUUUUAAAUAUUGAGUAUAUGUAGGUCGUCGGUGACUUCUUUGCGUGAGUAGAUGUGUUGACUUUAUUGAGUAGUUGUUAUCGGGCCUUUCCAUUUCCAAUGCUGAAAAUCUCAUCUGACGUGAUCAUUGAAAUCUUGUAGGCAUUGAUUCGGAAAUGGGCUCCUGUAGCUAUAGUAUUGGGUGUUGUAUUCUUCCUCUUCUGGCUCAGGAGGAAAAUUUGGUGAUGGAUCUCGUUUAAGAAACACUCCCCGGAGCGCAUGAAGACUUCUCAACCACCAAGGGUUAAUAUGAAGAUUGAAGACAAGCUUAUCUUAGUUUUCUUAGAGUAGUUCUGCGGCUACCUGAAAAAUGGAUGAUUAUGAGGCUUUUGUUUAGAACAGAAAGAAGCAUGAAUGUUAAUUGAAAACAUCACGGGGGAGGAUGGAGCUCAUGAUCUAUGAUGGGCUGGUACAGUUUAUAUAUGGUCUAUGUCUAAUAUCAUUUGUCUUUCUUUUUUCCGGCCAACUGAUAAUACAUGUAAUACACCUUCCGAGAUUACAUAUAUUAAGAUGAUUUGAAUAUGAAGAAAAUAUAUAAACAAGCACAACUAGUC
Oldenlandia corymbosa var. corymbosa is the source of this 2735-nucleotide messenger RNA. The record is from the annotation of a GenBank genome assembly. NCBI's taxonomy places the organism in Eukaryota, Viridiplantae, Streptophyta, Magnoliopsida, Gentianales, Rubiaceae.